UAGCACCUGGGUCCAGGAGAAGAAGAAGAAGAAGAAACAAACAAGAGCCAAGCAAGCAACGAGAAACAGAAAACAAGACUAGAGAAGAGAAGAGAAGAGAGACGCGAAUGCAAGGUGAAUUGGAGUUACCACCUGGGUUCAGAUUUCACCCCACUGACGAUGAGCUCGUCACUCACUACUUGUGUAGGAAGUGUGCUUCCCAGUCAAUUGCUGUUCCUAUCAUCAAAGAAAUCGAUUUGUAUAAGUUUGAUCCAUGGCACCUUCCAGAAAUGGCUCUUUAUGGUGAGAAGGAAUGGUACUUUUUCUCUCCUCGGGACCGAAAAUAUCCGAACGGUUCACGGCCGAACCGGGCUGCCGGAACCGGAUAUUGGAAGGCGACGGGGGCGGAUAAACCGAUCGGAAAACCGAAGGCGCUUGGGAUAAAGAAGGCACUCGUGUUCUAUGCAGGCAAAGCCCCCAAAGGUGUUAAGACCAAUUGGAUCAUGCAUGAAUAUCGCCUUGCCAACGUUGAUAGAUCAGCCUCCAAGAAAAACAGCAACUUGAGGCUUGAUGAUUGGGUGUUAUGCCGAAUUUACAACAAGAAAGGGAAGAUUGAGAAGUACAACACCGUGGGUGUGGCGGAUCAGAAACCAGCAAAAUUUUCAGAACAAGUUCAAUUUCACUAUGAGCAUGAGCAUGAGAAUGAGACCAAGCCAGAGAUAGAUAUAAAGAUGUGCGGCCAGGAUGAUUUCAGGAAUGACCAAUUGCACAUGGACACGUCGGAUUCGGGUCCCAGGUUACACACGGACUCCAGCUGUUCCGAGGAGCACGUGGUUUCGCCGGAUGUCACGUGCGACAAGGAGGUGCAGAGCGAGCCCAAGUGGAAUGAACUUGACCUGGUGCCAGACCCAGACGCAGCCUUUGAUUUUCAGUUCAAUUUCAUGGACAGUAACAUAAACCCGUCAGUGGUGGAUGACCCUUUUGCCCCUCAGGUCCAAUUCCAAAUAAACCAGCUCUCGACUUGGCAGGAUAUGUUCAUGUACCUACCAAAGUCGUUUUGAUUUUUUUGAACGGUCACACUCAUGGGGUUGAAACUUGAAAUUGCAAAAUUGGCCCCUUUGAGAGGACGGGGGAAUCCUAAUAAGGAAGGGUCCCACAUGUAUUUUUAAAUUCGUUUUAGACAAAAAAAAAUUGCAUUCACACCUACCUACCUAACCACUGCUCGUGGACCACUGCAAGUGCCGGCCAUGGCCUGCCCUGAAAUCAAACAAUGGUUCAUGCGUGGUACCUAUUCUAUGUUCUUGGAAGAUUUCUAUGGAUUGUUGAAUUUGGCUGCUAUGGAUCAAUUGGGUUUUGAACCUAAAAGGAAACAUGAGAUCAAGUGUAACUUAAAAAUAAGCAGAAUGAUCUCAAUUGAGUGAAAGAUCCAAUGAGUCAUGUUAGGAUAUUGUAGUGUUAAGUUAACAUGUAAGGAGUCCCGUAGAAAAUUCUUGUUCCAUUGUUAUAUUGUACUAGGAAUUUUUUAUAUGUUUGUGAUAUGUAUAUUUUAUUUUUCAAAUUAAACUUC
Gastrolobium bilobum is the source of this 1546-nucleotide messenger RNA. Its product is annotated as NAC domain-containing protein 2-like. The record is from RefSeq and is a predicted model, not a curated record. NCBI's taxonomy places the organism in Eukaryota, Viridiplantae, Streptophyta, Magnoliopsida, Fabales, Fabaceae. Gene Ontology annotation, biological process: regulation of DNA-templated transcription. The coding region runs from base 108 to 1040 and encodes 310 amino acids. The transcript is spliced from 3 exons. Gene Ontology annotation, molecular function: DNA binding.